Paramormyrops kingsleyae is the source of this 1685-nucleotide messenger RNA. It is a transcript of the gene nipsnap3a, whose product is annotated as nipsnap homolog 3A (C. elegans). The record is from RefSeq and is a predicted model, not a curated record. Gene Ontology annotation, cellular component: mitochondrion. NCBI's taxonomy places the organism in Eukaryota, Metazoa, Chordata, Actinopteri, Osteoglossiformes, Mormyridae.
AAUGUCACAACAGAAUAUCGACAAAAAAGGGCGUGGAUUGUUGUUGUCUGACACAGGUGAGCCCGGAAUAAACCUGUCGUCCCAGUUGCCUGACCGAGGUUAAGUGAAUUAGAGGCGAUUUGUGGAGCGCAAGCACCACGAUCACAGGCCGCUGAGUAAAUAACGCCGAUUCAACAAAAUGAACUGAGUGGGCUGAGGUCAACAUAGACGUACUUUGCCUUGGCGUCCAUGCUCUGCCUACACCGACGAAAUGCUGCCAAUAAGAAACGCACUGAAACAACUUGUGAUAAAUAACUUAGCGAAGAACUUGCAGCUGCGGGCUUCCAUCUCCACCGGGCCCCAGCAGAAGCAUGGCACUUUUUACGAGUUCCGCACGUACCGCAUCAAGCCCGAGCAUAGCGCCUCCUUCUUCAAGCUGACGCAUGAGAAGAUCCACCUGCGCACGGCUCAUUCUGAGCUUCUGGGUUACUGGAGCGUGGAGUACGGUGGCCUCAACCAGGCCUUUCACAUCUGGAAGUAUGACAGUUAUGCCCAGCGGGCAGGAGUGCGGACAGCCCUGGCCAAGGACCCCCAGUGGAUGGAAGAGUACAUUUCCAAAGCAAUGCCUAUGCUGACCUCUCAGGACAAUGAAGUGACAUAUCUGGUUCCUUGGUGUAAGAUCAAAGGACCUCCAAAUAAAGGUGUGUACGAGCUCACGACAUUUCUCAUGAAGCCGGGCGGGCCAGCGGUGUGGGGUGCCGCAUUUCAGGCGGCUGUCGGCGCUCACGCUGGACCCGGCUACGCCCACCUGGUGGGGGUUUUCCACAGCGAGUUCGGACUCCUCAAUCAAGUACAUGUCCUGUGGUGGUUCGAGAGCCCCGACCAGCGGGCGGCGAUUCGGCAGAAGGCCCACGGAGACGCCCGCGUAGUGGCAGCAGUGAGGGAGAGUGUGACGUACCUGGACUCCCAGAGUAACAAGCUCAUGUUCCCCACUCCAUUCUCGCCCCUCCAGUGAGUUUCACCCUGGGGGGUGUGGGGGUUUGUUCUGGGGCAGUGGGACUCUUAAUGCUGUGUUGGUCAAACUGCACGUGCGCUUUACCACGUGUCUGAAACGUGACUGGAGCUCAAGAGCUGCCUGAUCUCCAGAGCAGCGGUGAGGGUGUUUGCUGUCCUUCGGUUCCUGCUAACUUGAGUGUUGAAUUUGAUCAAACCUUAACUUGACCUGGUAACGUUUCAUAGUUAUGAUUUUGUACAUUUUUGUUACAUUUUAGGUCUGAUCUGUUUGAUCCUAUAGGGGGGAUGAAGCCCCUAACCAUUGUGUUUUCACAGUGUUUGUCACCUGACCUCAGUUAUACCUUAAUUGUAAGUGGAUUCACACAUACAGCUCAUGAUUGUACAUGAUAGACAUGAAUUCAGCGGUGGAAAAUUCAGGUCCAGGAAGUACAAAUCCAGACCGUGGUUUUGCUUCAACUGACUAGUUGAGUAUAAAAAGUUAGUCACAGAAUACUCACCUGGUUGGUUGAAACAAAACCUUGGUCUGGAUUUGUACUUUCUGGACCUGGACAUUUUGUGUUUGUAAUAACUUAAAUUCGUUUACGUUAAUAUGAAGGAAUUUGAAUAUAGGAGUGUUACCUGUGUUUUUUUCUUGGCCUUCACAGUGUACUUGCAAUUGCUUUUAACAAUAAUAAAAUGCAAUUUUCAAGUCA